Spirodela intermedia is the source of this 465-nucleotide messenger RNA. NCBI's taxonomy places the organism in Eukaryota, Viridiplantae, Streptophyta, Magnoliopsida, Alismatales, Araceae. The record is from the annotation of a GenBank genome assembly.
AUGGGCUGCAUGGAGGGGGGAGCGCCGGUGAGGGCAACGUACGUGAACCUGUACAGAUGGCCGGAGUCGGACGUGGAGUUCGUCGGAAGGGUCUGUGGCGGCGAGGGGGAGAAGCGGCGCCGCCAGUGGCAACAGCCGCGGGUGGUGGAUAGCUACUCGUGCCGGCAGAUGUACCUGAGGAGCUACACCUUCUCCAGGAAGGAGAGCGUCCCCGAGAGGACCAGGAGGUGCCUCGGCAAGAUGAAGAAGAAGGUGGGUGGAAUAAUAGUCAACGGGAAUAUGACCCCUGGUUGCUGCUGCGUCGGCCGUAUGGAGAAGAAGAGGAAGAAGAAGAAGGAGAAGGAAAAGUGCGGGGUGGUAAGGAGGCUGAGAGAGGUCUCGUUGGCCGCCGUCCGAUCCAUCUUCCUCCGGUUGCUGGCCUGCACGGCUAGCGUUGACUUGGGUAACUACCAGGCUUCCAGUUAG